Sciurus carolinensis (gray squirrel) is the source of this 826-nucleotide messenger RNA. It is a transcript of the gene Pglyrp1, whose product is annotated as peptidoglycan recognition protein 1. The record is from RefSeq and is a predicted model, not a curated record. The transcript has 3 exons. The coding region runs from base 89 to 676 and encodes 195 amino acids. Gene Ontology annotation, biological process: defense response to Gram-positive bacterium; detection of bacterium; innate immune response. Gene Ontology annotation, molecular function: peptidoglycan binding; N-acetylmuramoyl-L-alanine amidase activity; zinc ion binding. Lineage: Eukaryota; Metazoa; Chordata; Mammalia; Rodentia; Sciuridae.
AAGCGCUUCCCCGCUGCUGUGCUCCAGCAGAUAAAGGUGGCCCCGCCAGUUGCGCUGCUCCUAGCCAGCUCUGCGCGCCCUGCCCGUCAUGUCCCACACCUGCGCGCUGCUCGCCUGGGCCCUCCUCGCCCUCAUCGGACUCGAAGCAGCUCAAAGUAAAGAAACCCCAUCCUGCUGCGGCCCCAUCGUGUCCCGGAGCGAGUGGGGGGCCCUGCCAUCCGAGUGCUCCCAGCGCCUAAGCCAGCCGGUGCGCUACGUGGUGAUAUCGCACACAGCGGGCAGCAACUGCGACACCCCGGCCUUGUGCCGGCAGCAGGCCCAGAACGUGCAGCACUACCAUGCGCGCACGCGGGGCUGGUGCGACGUGGCCUACAACUUCCUGAUUGGAGAAGAUGGGCUCGUAUAUGAGGGCCGUGGCUGGAACAUCAAGGGCGACCACACAGGCCCCACCUGGAACCCCAUAUCCAUUGGCAUCACCUUCAUGGGCAACUACAUGGAGCGGGUGCCCCCACCACGGGCCAUCCGGGCAGCCCAGAGUCUGCUGGCCUGCGGUGUGACUCUAGGAGCCCUGAGACCCGACUAUGAGAUCAAAGGACACCGGGAUGUGCAGCAGACACUCUCUCCUGGUGACCAGCUCUAUGCAGUCAUCCAGAAUUGGCCACACUACCGCGAGUGAGGCCCCCCACCUCAUGCCUCUCUCCCCAAAAGCUGGAAAAACCCCUGCCUCCUCCUCCUUCAAAAAAGAUGAGGGCUAGGGAUGUAGCUCAGUGCAAGCACAAGGCCUUGGGUUCAAUCCCCAGCACCGCAAAAAAAAAAAAAAAAAAAA